Phragmites australis (common reed) is the source of this 2109-nucleotide messenger RNA. Its product is annotated as alpha-mannosidase I MNS5. Lineage: Eukaryota; Viridiplantae; Streptophyta; Magnoliopsida; Poales; Poaceae. The transcript is spliced from 15 exons. Gene Ontology annotation, cellular component: membrane; endoplasmic reticulum. Gene Ontology annotation, molecular function: calcium ion binding; mannosyl-oligosaccharide 1,2-alpha-mannosidase activity. Gene Ontology annotation, biological process: endoplasmic reticulum mannose trimming; carbohydrate metabolic process; mannose trimming involved in glycoprotein ERAD pathway. The record is from RefSeq and is a predicted model, not a curated record. The coding region runs from base 88 to 1839 and encodes 583 amino acids.
UCGGACCCGUAUGAGGUGAACCCGAUCCCCACCCAGGCGGCCAGUCCUCCAUCGUCGUCCCGUCCCACCCCACCGCGCGAAGCCCCCAUGCGAUCCCCUCGACAGCCCCGCCCCGCACCCGCGCGGCUCGUAGCCAUCGCGCUUCUCCUCGCGGCUCUCACUGGUGGCGCGGCCGCGGGCGCCAUCGGCGGCGAUGGGUACGGGCGCGCGAGGAGGCUGUACAUGAAGAACAAGGUCCAGGAGAUGUUCUACCAUGCUUAUGACAAUUACAUGGCUUAUGCAUUCCCUCAUGAUGAAUUGAAGCCACUUACUAAAAGUUUCACCGACUCCCUUAGUGAGCUUGGCAACCUAAAUCUUGAACACCUGCCACAGGAUUAUAAUGGAUCAGCAUUGACACUGGUUGAGUCAUUAUCAAGUCUUGUUGUCUUAGGUAACCUCACAGAGUUUGAGAGAGGAGUUCUCUGGCUUUCAGAUAAUCUAACAUUUGAUGUUGAUGCUCGGAUUAAUCUUUUUGAGUGUAACAUAAGACUUCUUGGGGGGCUUAUUUCUGCCCAUAUUCUUGCAAAAGACUAUAGCAGUCAGCUUAAAGAUGGACUAUAUCAGGAUCAAUUACUACAUCUUGCUGAAAAUUUAGGCAACCGUUUUCUGCCAGCAUUUGAGACACCUACUGGAUUGCCAUAUGCAUGGAUCAAUCUUAAGUACGGAGUGAUGGAGAAUGAGACAACUGAAACAAGCACAUCAGGGUGUGGUUCCCUUAUCCUUGAAAUGGGCGCAUUGUCACGUUUGACGGGUGAUUCUAGAUAUGAAGCUGCAGCUCUUCGUGCUCUUCGCAAGUUAUGGAGCAUGAGAAGUCCGCUGAAUCUAGUUGGUACAACACUUGAUGUGUUAAAUGGCAAGUGGAUUGAAUAUUCAUCUGGCAUUGGUGCUGGAGUCGAUUCAUUUUAUGAGUAUCUGAUUAAAGCAUAUAUACUUUUCGGAAGCGAUGAGUACUGGGAUAUGUUUCAUCCAGCUUAUCUUGCGGUGCAGAAGUAUUUCCGACACGGCCCUUGGUAUCAUGAGGCUGAUAUGAGGACUGGAGAAGCGACGCACUGGCAACUAACUAGCCUUCAGGCCUUUUGGCCUGGUCUUCAGACGCUUCUAGGAGACGUUGCUUCUGCAAAUCUGUCACACCGUGAAUUUUACAACAUAUGGCAAAGAUUUGGUGUGCUACCUGAAAGGUAUCUUUUGGACUAUGGAAUGUUGCAUCCUACAGAGAAGUACUAUCCCUUGCGUCCUGAAUUUGCUGAGUCAACAUUUUAUCUUUAUCAAGCAACCAAAGAUCCUUGGUACCUAGAAGUCGGUGAAGCUAUUGUUGGAUCACUUAAUUACUAUACUAAAGUGGAUGGAGGUUUUGCUAGCGUCAGAGAUGUUUCAACAAUGAAACUUGAAGAUCAUCAACACAGCUUCUUUCUUUCAGAAACGUGCAAGUAUCUUUUUCUUCUGUAUGACGAUUCAUUCUUGAGGAACCAAAACUACAUAUUUACAACAGAGGGUCACCCCCUUCCAAUAAGAAGCACAUGGCACGAGAAAUUUCCUGCAACACAUGUUCUCAGCAAUUGGUCAUUUAUUAAGGAUGACAGCCAACCUGUUCGUGUGAGUGCGCUAUCGUCUCUGGUUUGUCCAGAGACAAUUUUCCGAAAAAGCGUUGGCUCCCCGUGGGAAAGUGCUUGCCAUGUACCGGAUGUGCACCCUAGCCACAGAUGCAGAACUGAUGAUGACUGCGGGAUAGAGUCAGUAUCAUGCAGGAAGAGGACCUGCAGUAUGGCUGGCUUCUGUGGCUUAUGGCUGGUGGUUUAUUAGCAUCUUGACUUGCGGAGGAUAUACUGUUUUGCCAUUACUUCACAGGAGGAUGAAAAUAUGGUGAGGAGCUUGGAACAGUCGGCCUGCAACUGUACAUCAGAAUAGUGAUAUACCAUGAUCGCAAAUUUGCGGCGUCUCAAGUGCUGUUCAAAUUCGCCUUAGUGUUGUUGACCAGUACAUUUAUGCAGAUGUAACCGUAUCUUGAUGCAUUGAUCUGAAUUCUUUUUAACACCGCUGAACACCCUGAAUUUUUCAUAUCGUUUACAAUGA